AUCAUGAAACAUGCCCUCAAGUUCCCAUCCAGCCUACUAUUCUAAUCCAAAUAGUGUAUUACCCCAAGAAUCCAUAUCAAUGCAAACAUAUUACUAUAAGAACAGUAUCCCCGUAUCCGGUUUGGGUCCAAACCCAUCAACAGUGACUCCCCGUGCAUCAGCGCUCCCUCAACAAACAUCCCUAACUACAAAUAAUCAUUUAGGUGUUCCUGGAUCCGCCCGUUUAUCAUCCCAGUCACCUCAUAAUGGUCAUCCAUAUGGGAAUUUUCGAAAUAGUCAGUCAAAUGGUCUUCCUAAUAACCAAGAUGUAAUGUCGGUUUCAAUGCACGCCCCAUCAAAUUAUUAUUAUUGGCCUUCUGGGACUACACCUGGACCUAACACUACGCCAUACAACUACAGUGAUGUUUCGUCACAUACAUAUGCAACCCCUACACCAGUAUCCAAACCAAACAAUACAGCUGGUUAUCUUAACCCUAAUAAAAAUGGUCUGACUAACAAAAAUAAUCCAUCCAAUCGGGUAGCUCAGCAGUUAAAGAAUACGACAUCUAAUUCAAGUGGCAGGCCGUUAUGGAAAGAUCGUCCACAUGUUGGGAAAUAUAGUUUAAUCCAAACUAUCGGUAAGGGAAACUUUGCAAAGGUCAAACUUGCCCAGCAUUUGACAACCGGAAUGAAGGUUGCAGUCAAGGUAAUCGACAAGACAUUACUGAAUCACUCAAGUCUACAGAAGCUUUUUCGUGAAGUUCGUGUUCUUAAAAGCUUGAAUCAUCCGAAUAUAAUCAAAUUAUUGGAGGUUAUUGAAUCUGAAAAACAUUUAUACUUGGUCAUGGAAUAUGCAAGUGGAGGUGAAGUAUUUGAUUAUCUUGUUUCACAUGGUAAAAUGAAUGAAAAAGAUGCGCGAUGUAAAUUUCGUCAAAUUGUUUCAGCUGUACAAUAUUGUCAUCAAAAAAUGAUUGUUCAUCGAGACUUGAAAGCUGAAAAUUUAUUACUUGAUGCUGAAUUGAACAUAAAAAUAGCAGAUUUUGGAUUUUCAAAUUAUUUUUCUAAUUCACAAAAAUUGGAUACAUUUUGUGGUAGUCCACCCUAUGCUGCACCGGAAUUGUUUUUAGGACGUAAAUAUGAAGGUCCUGAAGUUGAUGUUUGGUCAUUAGGUGUAAUUCUAUAUACAUUGGUUAGCGGUACAUUGCCAUUUGAUGGAAAAAAUCUAAAAGAAUUACGUGAACGUGUGUUACGCGGUACCUAUCGAGUGCCUUAUUAUAUGACGCAUGAAUGUGAAAUGUUACUGAAAAAAAUGUUGGUCCUUAAUCCAGCUAAACGUAUUUCAUUACAGGAAGUCAUGAAUGAUCCAUGGAUGAAUCAGGGUUAUGAACACAAUAUACUUAAACCUCAUACUGAAGAGCCAGCCGAUUAUUGUGAUCCUGAACGUAUUGACAUUAUGAUUCGUAUGGGUUUCAAACGCGAGGAUAUUCAUGAUUCUUUGACCCAACAACGAUUUAAUAACAUUACUGCUACAUAUUUACUAUUAGCCCGUUAUGAUCCGCGUGUUCAUGGUCGGCUACGAGGUUUGCCUAGUACAUCAACUACUAGUUUGAAAUCGGAUAGUCAGUCGGUACGUUCACGUCAAACGCCAGAAACACAAUCUAGUACACCAAACACUUCAAGAUCACAGUUCCACAAUUCACCAUCACAUAACAGUUUAGGUAUGACAUCAGUCACUACUACUGGUUCAGUAACUUCACAUUCAAUGACAAAUGGCGUUACCAGUCGCACUACUGAUUCAUUUGGUUUAAAUACCAGACAUGGAACUGCUGUUUCUCGUCCUAACAAGGAUACAAUUUCUGCUACUACAAUAACAUCAGAAAGUUUAUGUACAGACUCCUAUGCUAAUUCAAAUCCAUCUACAACAAAUUCAAACUCAAACAGUAGUACUCGCGGUUUUGCAAGCUCAGUGCGCAGAUCUAUUACUGUUUCCGGACCAUCAGAUGCUAAUCAGGUGACAGCCCUUUACCAGGUGUAUUAUUAA
Molecule: messenger RNA, 2020 nt
Organism: Schistosoma mattheei
Lineage: Eukaryota; Metazoa; Platyhelminthes; Trematoda; Strigeidida; Schistosomatidae
Source: the annotation of a GenBank genome assembly